ACAUUAAGUGAAAAAAUCUGAGUCUCCUAGAAAUUCUGUCACCGUGGAAUUGCCCUGCUUCAAUUAAGAAAUUAGUCUAGUCCUAGCUAUUUUCUUUUGAAAAUCUUAACGUCAUACGAUUAUGUUUAGUUAAUGGUUUGACAGGCCUUAUAUUAUUUGUGGUAUGGCAACUCUAAAUGGUUGAUAACGUUUCACCUUGUACGGGCAAGUGAUUGACAUGAAGUUUUUCCAGCGACAUAUUGGAUACUGGCGCAGUAGCUAGCUGUCAAUGUUCAAGAAUGUUCAGGAGUCCACAGAUUCUGGCCUUGACAUGCCCUGUCAGGACCCACAGACCCCUGCAGCUGUCUGGCAUAGACCCCAACGUUCCUGCCCUACCUGAGCAUGCCUGUCAGAGGUGGCCUGGACCCAAAACAGGGAGAAGUCUCUGUCAGGGGGAUGGAGGGGAGGAGGCAGUAUCCCUCUCUUCAGCCAUUUCUUCACAACUUAUUAGCAGAGGCACCUCCUGUUGUGGGAGUUGUCUCCUAAAUGCUGCACCUCAACACCCCUUACAAAAAGCCACCCCUCCCAACCGUCCUCAAUUGUCUCAGGACUCUAGCUUUGUUUCUUUGAAACGUACACCACGACUGCCGGUGCUUGUAGCAUGUGACCCUUGGAAAACCACUUUAUUGGAACAUUUGGGCAAUUCUAAAGUCCCUGAAUGUUUUAGUGACCUCAAGUGCCCUCUACAAAGGAGGCAAACUGACAAUGGUAGCCAAUGUUUAUCUGCUGAGGAGAAGGUGAACGUCACAUUCAGUGUUAAAAGUAAUAGUUACAGUCCUGUUCAAAUUUGCAAGGACAUUUUUCACAGACUGCUUGCGUCCACACCCAAACUGUGGACUGUGGAUCCCCAGAGAAGCCUUUCACUCCAGAGCCGCGGCCUGCACCAGGCAACUGCCUCCUGCCCAGUGGGUGCUCUGAGGGAGUGCCUUUCAUUGGUGAACGAGGCGCGUUGCCGUCAGAGCCUGGGGCCUAACGUGGCUCUUUAUGAGAAGGACGUCUGGGGGAAGAGGGGGUCCAGUGAGGCCCAGGGGAAGUGGGCAUCCGUGCUGGUCUCUCUUUGCUCCGUGGAGGGAGAGCCCGCCUUCCUCUUCACCCUCAGAUCCACAGCUCUGAAGGGCAGACACAAGGGUGAUGUCAGUUUUGCAGGGGGCAAGCGUGACCCCUCGGACAAGGACGUUGUGGACACCGCCCUGCGAGAAGCUGGUGAGGAACUGGGCGUCACUGUGGCAACAAACCAAGUUUGGGGCGUGCUGAAACCACUCAGGGAUAUGUCUGGAAUGAUGAUAGCCCCUGUACUGGCCAACCUCGGACCCCUGGAGGCGCUGUCGUUCAAGCCAAAUCCUGCCGAGGUAGAAGAGAUCUUCACCCUGUCGGUCUCCCACGUAUGCAGCCCACAGAAUCGGGGAUACACCAACUUCCGUACCGGUGAGCGAUAUGGAUACACCUUGCCUGUGAUCCGCAACGGGAAGCACCGCGUGUGGGGACUCACUGCCGUAGCCCUCGAACACACGCUCAAACUCAUCAUGCCACCAUGACAACCAAUCAUGCCAGCCAUCAAUACUGUUUUUUUUGUUGUAAAGUAUUUGUGAUUAUAGAAUAAUUUAUUAUUUGUUUCAUAUGUGAAAUCAAUCAUUGGGGGUUAUAGAUCAAUUGAUGACUUCUUAUAGUCAAUGUAUCCCUUAUAACCAACAGUACAUGUCAGAAGUGAUAUAUUGAAUAUAUGAGAUAUCAGGUAGGGUCAUGUAAGGAACAAUCACCUUCCAUGCCAAAGCCACUGGAUUGUAAUAUCACUGUAUUUUAUAAUACUGACAUAAUAACCUGCAGUACUCCCUAGAAAGGUCCAAUCUUGACAGUUCAGUCAUUCACUAACCUUAUGAAAGCAACGCACAAUGUUUCGGGUGUGUCAGAAAAUGUUUUCUGAUUCUAUCCUUCUUUAAAUGUUAUUUCCAUAGGCUUCUGGACAAGAUCAAUCAUUAUUUCAUGACAUGCAGACCGAAAUAAAUAUAUUGCAACAAAUGUGCAUUUGAUGUACAACA
Oncorhynchus mykiss (rainbow trout) is the source of this 2075-nucleotide messenger RNA. It is a transcript of the gene nudt8, whose product is annotated as nudix (nucleoside diphosphate linked moiety X)-type motif 8. NCBI's taxonomy places the organism in Eukaryota, Metazoa, Chordata, Actinopteri, Salmoniformes, Salmonidae. Gene Ontology annotation, molecular function: coenzyme A diphosphatase activity. The record is from RefSeq and is a predicted model, not a curated record.